AUGGCCACCAUCCUCUGUUUCCAGACUCCUGGCCCCCAGGCUGUAUACCUGGUGGUACCCAGUCUGCUGAAGAUCAGGGCAUCCAGAAGGGGUGAGACGUCACGUGUCCUUGAGGAUCGGAAGAGCAGUCCACCUGCGCGCGGGGAGCGGGCCACAUGGCUAGGUGCUGGGACACCACUCAAUGCCCCGGGAAGAUCCGCGGGACGGAAGAGCGCCCCCUGGAAGCCAGGGGAGGUGCGGGUCACGCCUCCUCCUGGCCACGCCCUCCCGCCCCCGCGGAAGGGAAGGCGAUGGCGCCUCCCGCGGCAGGAGUCUUUUCUCCACGGCCUCUGCCGCCCCCUGCGUCCCCACCCAGGCUUCGGAGAGUCUGACUCAGCCGAGCUCGCAUCGCUUCACCUCCUACCACGCACCCGGAGCGCGCGGAGAAAUUACAGGAUUGCAGGGGCACGGCUAAUGCGCUCUAAUUACCCACCGCCGCUCUCCUCCGCGGCGCUCUGCUGCGCUGGGCCAACGCGCCCUAAUUAGGCCGCCCCUCCCCGGUCCCAGAACCCGUCCCCAGUCCCCAGUCCCCAGGAGCGCGCGCGUUGGCUUUGCCCGCCGACGCCUGCUGUCGCCUUCCUAGACUGCCCCAGAAGAGAACCCUGACA
Molecule: messenger RNA, 647 nt
Organism: Lutra lutra (Eurasian river otter)
Lineage: Eukaryota; Metazoa; Chordata; Mammalia; Carnivora; Mustelidae
Source: RefSeq, a predicted model, not a curated record